This is a messenger RNA of Penicillium daleae, 2049 nucleotides long. RefSeq names its product Zn(II)2Cys6 transcription factor. Lineage: Eukaryota; Fungi; Ascomycota; Eurotiomycetes; Eurotiales; Aspergillaceae. The coding region runs from base 1 to 2049 and encodes 682 amino acids. The transcript is spliced from 4 exons. Gene Ontology annotation, biological process: positive regulation of transcription by RNA polymerase II; DNA-templated transcription. Gene Ontology annotation, molecular function: sequence-specific DNA binding; zinc ion binding; DNA-binding transcription factor activity, RNA polymerase II-specific. The record is from RefSeq and is a predicted model, not a curated record.
AUGGAGAUUUCUGGGGUAGUGCCACGUGGAGAUGGUCCCGCAUUGCCUCCCAGUCAGAGCCGCAAGCGCGGCAUGGGAAGGACGGCCUGCUCGCGUUGCAAGGCCAGAAAACAGAGGUGCGAUGGACAGCUUCCCGUCUGCUCUAACUGUACAAAGUCAGGGGCCACAUGUGAUUUGCAGAAUAUUCGAGGUGAGGACUUAGCUGUCGCAAAGUACAUCCAAAGCCUGGAAAACAAAAUUGCCGAACUAGAGAUUCAACGCCUACGAUAUCAGCCCUCGCGGCCUGAACAGCCGGAUAAUCCCAGGUUUCCUCUCCCGGGCCGUAUCAGCGUUGGCGAUGUAGUCAACUCCCUUUGUUGCGAUUUGCAUGAGGCAUCGUCAACCUCCGAGCCCUCGCAGUUUGGGCUUCAUCUUGCACUCAAUCUCGGUGAUGUAGCGCGGAAUGGUUCCCCAAAAUCAACGGGAAAUCUCUAUUCUCAGGAUGAACGUCCGGAGAACUCUCCUGACGGUACAGGCAACUAUCCAUUCACUGGGUUCAUCAAGCAUCGCGCAGAGGGUGCCGGUCCGCCCUCAGAACAGCUGGGUGCGAAGUUCAUCGACGCGUAUUCGGAAAGAUUGGACUGGAGAUAUCCAUUUCUGGAUUUGAACGAGAUUAUGGAACUUCAUCAAGGCCGAGAAUGCCUCUCGCAGACCGACCUACAGUCCCCGGGGGCUACCCAAACAUUUGGGCCAUUCAAAUUGUAUCUCGUGUAUGCUAUAGGAUCUGGACUGCUAGACUUAACAGAGAAACGGACAUCUUCACCAAUGCCAGAGGCUUUUUACGCAACAGCUAUGCAGCAUAUUCCAGCGGCACGAGACCCUCGAUCGCUCGAGAACAUUGAGGCAAUGGUGCUAUUGGCGCUCUUUCACCUUCGUAGCUUCAUCAGCCAUGAGUUAUGGUACCUAAUCGGGUUUGCCAUGCGUACCUGCAUCCACCUAGGCAUGCACCUUUCACGGCAGGAGGUCGGUCUUCCUGCCGCGAUUAUCCAAAGGCGUCGGAAGCUGUUUUGGACGGUCUACUCUCUCGAUCGGAACAUUUCUAUCGCACUCGGAUACCCCGUGAGCCUGCCGGAUCGAUUGAUUGACGUGGAGCUGCCGACUAUAACGGGAGAGGAAGACCACAGAUUGCGGCAGGCGAUAUUUAUAUUCCAGCUCAGGAGAAUUGAAUCUCGCAUUCAUCAUUCUAUCUACCGUAAUGAUCGCACCCUUCAAGAGCUACUACCCAAGACCAGCUGGCACUAUCAGCAACUGCAAGACUGGAAAAACAGUAUACUGUUGUCCAUAGGUCAGGACAGUGGCUGUCGGCUCGACUACCUCCUUCUUCACUUCCACCGAGCCAUCCGGCUGCUCAUCCAGCCUUUUCUCUCAAUAUUACCCAGCUCAGAUCCUUACUAUAAGGCCUGUUUAGAUUCGGCGGGGCAGAUCUGCCAGAUCCACAAGAGAUUACAUCAGAACUCUGAUUAUGGUCACAGUUUUAUUGCCGUCCAGACCGUCUUUGUCUCCGGCAUCAUGUUGCUCUACUGUUUAUGGACGCAUGCCAAUGACGUGUGGAGCAUCCGAUUGAGCAAUAAUCUUCGCGCAUGCUCAAGUGUACUGUUCGUCAUGGGCGAACGAACCCCUUGGGUACGCCGAUACCGCGACGCAUUUGAGGCCCUGGUGGCCGUGACCAUGGAGAGGCUGGAGGCACAGCAGGAAGGCAAUGGUGCGGGAUCCACGGACGAUAUUUCUAUGCAAGAUACUGCAGGUCCGCCGCUGCAAGACCCGCAAAUGAAUGACAUUCCUGUCGCCCCGUCCGCAGACUUUCCUGUCAUGAAUGAAAGUACCCCUGGACAGCCGAUGCCGCCGCCGCUGCAAGCAUUACAGGACCGAUGGAUAGAAUUCGAUACUAUGGCCGUUGUAAAUGAGCUCGUAACCUGGGCGGACCCCGAGACAUCUUCUGGGCAAACACCUUGCGAGGUAGACUACGGCAAUUUUGGAGGUAGCAUUUGGGAGGAGUGGCAACUGCCUUAG